AUUCUUGAGAAAAAUGGCGGAUGAUUACUAAAAAACCAUGUUUUUCACUCUGUUUUCAAAUUCAUACCUUGUAUAGUUCGCACCUCGGCAAGAACAUCGUGACAUCUCAAAAAUAAUGGAUUUUUAGUAUUAUACAUCAUCGUAUUCGUUUUCACGAGCUCUACAGUUCAAGAACAACGUGACAAACAUAACUCAAACCGUACCCGUUUGGAGUGCUGAUCACAGUAUUCUUGUGAGCAGUUGAUGAGGAUAAUAAGGCAAGAACAUCGUAUCUUCCAGCCAGUAGUGCUGCGACAUUGGUAGAGGAAGGACCCUACGUCAAGAAGAACGUGACAUCGAGAUGGCACAGUCUUCUUGCAUCAAGAUACCGAAGAGCAGAGGGGAGAAACUUUUGAGAAUGGUAAAAGUUGUGCCAGCAACUUCUCACAUUCAACAUCCGAAGAAAUCGCUCAUCGCCCAAAAUGUUGAUGAGUCCUGGAAGCUGGAUCCUGGCAGUGUUUGGGCGGAGCUGAGUUUUGAACACAAACAUUUUUAUUGUGAAAUAAGCAAUGAAAAUAUUACAUUGUUAAAAAUGACGCUACUGUCUGAUGGGUCUGACACAACUAAGGUGAGUGAAAAUAAACAAGAGAAUAUGGAAGAGAACAAUAAUUCGACAAUAACUCAUCAAAUGACCUUUGAUGACUUGGAUCAACCUCAACCCAAAAUCACCAAUGAAGAACUUGCAUCUCUUCUAGUAGAAUCAAUUGCUCAUGUAGAGACCCAGCAGAAUCUCACAAGCAUGUUAGAUCAACUGCAAAAUUUCGCUCAAACACAUCAAGUUUCUCCAUCUGACGCCAAUGAUGAAUUUCUCACAGAUGUAGCUGCAGAAACUGACAACCGUUUCACAGGUGAUGUUCCUGUUCUAUGUUCUCAAGAAGAAGUUAUCGAUAAUGAGGAGGAUGAACUGAGUGACGCUCCAUCCACAUUAGUGGCAAAAAAGGGAAAGAAAAGAAUAGCGUAUCCUUCAAAGUGGGAAGACAAUAAAAGAAAAAUACUCCGCAAUACUGGCCAACAAUAUAUCAGUAAAAAAAGUAAGACAACUAGACCUGCUCGAGCUUUGAAACCUGCAUGUGAUGACUGUAUUUUCGACUGUGCAUCUAAAUUCAGUGAGGAAGAUAGGCAAAAAAUAUUCUCUGAACAUUGGGAAAUUGGAGAUGUAACGAGGCAGAGAGAGUUCAUCACUCAUCAAAAAAAGGAUGUAACUACCCAUAAUCAAACUGAUAAAUCCAGAAAAGUGAACUGGGCUUACUAUUUCACUAAGAAUGGUAAGGAAAUUCGGGUUUGUAAAGUUUUCUUCAUGAACACAUUGGAUAUCACAAGACGCACUAUUCAAACUUCUCGUGAAAAGCUAAAUUCAAGUGCAUUUCUUGAAACAGAUCAACGCGGUAAGCACGGUAGACAUAAGAAAGUCGAAGAAUCGGUUAAGAAAGGGAUUCGGGAUCACAUCAACUCCAUACCCCGAAUAGAGAGCCACUAUUUACGGAACCAAACGACUAGAGAGUAUAUAGAACUAUAGAAGGUGGCAAGACAAUUGCUUCUCUCUAUCGUGACUACGUUGAAAAGUGUAAAGAAACUGGGGAGAAGUUUGGAAACUUAACAAUGUUCUCACGAAUUUUCAAUCAAGAUUUUAAUUUAUCAUUUUUCACCCCGAAGAAGGACCAGUGUGAAGUAUGUGCAGUUUUUGAAAAUUCUCAUGGUUCUGUUGGAGAGGAGCAGGCUGCUGAAUACAAAAAACAUCAGGAAGAUAAACAACAAUCCAGAAUUAUUGAAAAAGAGAAAGAUAAGAGGGAAACUGGCAAUGGAACAAUUGUAUGUGUGUAUGAUUUACAAGCAGCUCUCCCAUGUCCCAUCAGUGACGCUUCUGUUUAUUAUUAUAAAAUGAAAUUAGCGACUUAUGACUUCACUAUCUACGACAUUAAGAGCAAGGAAGGAUACUGCAAUGUAUGGCACGAGGGUGAAGCGUGGCGAGGUGCCAAUGAAAUUGGAUCAUGUGUUUCAAGUUCAUUGAGGAGAAAUCAAUUCAAUCUACAGAAGACUUGGAAUUUAUUUUUUACUCAGACAACUGUCCUGGACAAAACAAAAAUAAAUUCAUUCUAGCAAUGUACAUGUAUGCUAUUCACAAGUUCAAGAAUGUGAAAUCAAUAAUUCACAAGUUCCUGAUAAAAGGUCACACACAGAAUGAAGGUGACAAUAUGCAUUCUGUCAUUGAACAAGAGAUAAAGAGAGCUAGAAAGUCUGGGCCAAUUUAUGUUCCAGCUCAGUACACACAGUUGAUCAGAUCUUCGAAGAAAACUGCCCCAUACUACCAGGUAAAAGAAAUGGACCACACCGAUUUUUUGGAUUUCAAGAGCCUUGUACAAAAACUGGGGAAAAACUUGAAUGUAAAUACGGAAAAUGAAGGAUUCAAUUUCAAUGAUCUAAAGGUUAUAAAAGUGGAUCAAGAAACCCCUCCAUUCGUUUAUCAAUAUAAGACUUCAUAAUAUGAUGAUGAAUUCAAGUUUGUUGACUUAUACCAAAAGAAAAGAACAAGCACUAGAAAAUCAAGUCGAUCCGGUGAUGGAGACAUAUCGAUGGAGAAGAAAGGUGUAAUGGACUUGUGGGGAGAAAAUAAGGCAUACGCAGAACCGACUGGGAUUUCUCUUAGGAAAAACAGGAUUUAAUGAGUUUGUUAGAAUCUCGCCUAGUAUCUACUGCUUACCGCGAAUUUUAUGAGUCGCUCAGAGUUUCCAAGUGAAUUAUUUCAAUCAAUAUUUUUGAUGUUUGUGAUUUUCAUAAUUUUAGGUUUUGUACUUUUCAAUAUCAAUAUAGGUUUAGAACAUUUUUUGAAAAGAAAUUUUACAUAUUGAUGGCUGUAAUGGAUGAGAAAGGUGUAACGGGCUUUUGGGGAAAAAAGGCAUAUGCAGAACCGACUGGGAUUCCUCUUGGGGAAAAAAGGAUUUAAUGAGUUGGUUAGGAUCUUGUCUAGUAAGUAUCUACUGCUUAACAUGAAUUUUAUGAGUCGCUCAGAGUUUCCAAGUUAAUUAUUUCAAUUAAUAUUUUUGAUGUUUGUGAUUUUUAUAAUUUUAGGUUUUCCACUUUUCAAUACCAAUAUAAUUCUUAACAUGAUUAUUUUUGUUAUAGGUUUAGAAAUUUUUUAGAAAUAAUGUAGGCUGUGUGAAUGAAAUUUAGCUGAUAGUUCUUGUUUUACUUGAACUUAUAUCUGUAAAGUAGCUCAAGUUGAAAGCUCAUGACAUUUGUUCCUGAUUAAUAGUUACUAAAGACUGAUUGAAACUAUUAUCUAGCAUGUAAGCAUGUACAUAAUCAGAUAAGCCUGUUUCUAAUUCACUCAAAGAAAAUGUGACUGAUAGUUCUUGUUUAGCUUGACAUUAAAGUAGCUCAAGUUGAAUGCUCAUAACAUGUGUUCCUUAUAAUAUAUACCAAAGACUGAUUGUUGUAAACUAUUAUCUUGAAUUGAACAAUUAAGUAAAACAUCCCUUCCACCCAUGGUUAGCUAUGUUACCUAUGGGAAAAGUUUAGCAAGGGUGGGAAAAAAGAAUGUAUGUAGGAGUAUCCUUAUUAUCAGUUUCUAUGGAGAAGGUAGCCAAUGACGAUCUCAGCAAGUACAGAAUCA
This is a messenger RNA of Nilaparvata lugens (brown planthopper), 3649 nucleotides long. RefSeq lists its product as uncharacterized. The transcript is spliced from 2 exons. NCBI's taxonomy places the organism in Eukaryota, Metazoa, Arthropoda, Insecta, Hemiptera, Delphacidae. The record is from RefSeq and is a predicted model, not a curated record. Bases 341 to 1555 code for a protein of 404 amino acids.